CCGCGGGAACUGUCUCUGCGUCUCUGCGUGUCUCUCUGUCUCAGUAUUGUUCGCUGCAGAGCUGCUGCACUGUGUCCUUCUGCUUGUGUUGGUCGAGUAUUUAAAGAAAACAUGCCAGCCACCCGCUCCAAGAAACUGGCGGCCCAGCCUCCAUCCACCAGGAUGAGCUUGAGGAGCUUCCGCAGCGUCCCUCUGGUUCCCAUGGAGACGUCCUCUUCUUCCUCUGACGACAGUUGUGAUAGCUUCGGCUCCGACGGAGGCUUUGCAAACACGAGGAUGAUUUUAAGACCGACGAGGAGGACGUCAGAGAAACCGAAGGCGUUCAAGGCUUCGUCGGAGGAGGACACGUGCAGCGGGUUUGAGGAGAGUGGGAUUAACAGCCAGAUGAAGGCCAUGAAAGUAGACGCUGAACCUCCGAGACGUGGCCGCAGGCCCAACGUCCUGAAGGUCGCCAUGACCUUCCCCACCAAGAAAACCUGCAAGAGGCCGGCGUCCCAACUCCCCCAAAUUACAGUUCAGGAGUCCGACUCUGAGGAAGAAGAGAACUUCAUCGACAAGAGAGCCCUGAAUAUUAAGGAGAACAAAGAAAUGCUGGCAAAGCUCAUGGCCGAGCUGAACAAAGUGCCCGGACUUUUCCCCGGACGGAGGUCAGCGUCUGCGUCCACCACGCCCCGCCGGUCCACGGGAGGCCGUUGGACAAACGGCGAGCGCCCGUCCCGCCCACACACCCGGUCCCGCACGCAGGUGGACGGACCCCCCAGCCCGACGCCAGAAGAAGACCCCGAGGACGUCUUCAGUCUGGUUCGCCGAAGUCGCUACUUCGAGGAAGCCGACGAGCCGGCCCGCCGGCGCUGCUACAGCGGCGUGAAGGCCAUCGCCCACGUGGUGAGGCCUGUGGACGACAUCACGGAGGCGGAGCGGCAAAGCAUGGGCAACAACGUGCGGGAGAAGGUCUACAACAGAUCCAUCGGAUCCACUUGCCACCAGUGCCGCCAGAAAACGACCGACACCAAAACCAACUGCCGUAACCCGGAGUGCGUGGGGGUCAGGGGUCAGUUCUGCGGCCCCUGUCUUCGUAACCGCUACGGGGAGGAGGUCCGCGACGCGCUGCUGGAUCCGGAGUGGCUGUGUCCGCCGUGCAGAGGGAUCUGCAACUGCAGCUUCUGUCGGGCCCGAGACGGCCGCUGCGCCACGGGAGUGCUGGUGUACCUGGCGAAGUACCAUGGAUUCGAUAACGUGCACGCCUACCUGAAAAGCUUGAAAAAGGAGCUGGAAGAGAGAGGCGAGUGAAACGGGGGAGGAGCUGAUCCUGGACCUGACUGACACGCUCUAUGAGCCCCACCAGUCCAAACGCUCGCCGUGACGCGAUGCCAGUCGCUGUUCUUGUUUAUAAAAUGUCACAUACUUCUUAAGGACCGACUGACGGCCGUGCAGGCGUUUCCCUCCCUUGAAGCUUGCUUUCAUUUAGUUUCCCUGCCUGUUAGAGAGAGCUGAGCUUUUACAAUACGACUGGUUGAUUGAAUACUAAGGUGGACCAAAUCAGAUCUUUUUGAAAGAUGUCUCAUACUUGAUACUGUGGAACGUUCCCACGGGUCUUGAAUGUUUAAAGACAAAUGAUGUACAUAUUCCCAAAGCAUGAGAUCAUCCUGCUGCAAUGACGCGCAGGCUUGUUAAGAUGAUCUACUGUAAUCUAUACAUUGUUUUAAAUGUACAGCUUUGACAAUACCUACUUGAACGACUUUUUUCUUUCUAUUUUGCAAAUGAAUGCUUGUGUUUUUACAAGUUUUGUAAAUCUACCCAGAGUGUCAUUUUUUCUCCUUCAUUUAAAGCACAAAAGCUUGCUUUGGCUGCGUGCUUCUGCAGAAACGGGGAUCUGCAUGCCGCUCAGGUGGUGCGGGUGGAAAGGGCAAAGACUCUGGGGUCCACUGCCUCUCACUUUCAAACCGAGAGGAACUGCGUGAUAUACUACGGCGCCUGGUUAAAUAUCCUUCAUUAGAUAACUGUCACUAAUGGUGUGGAAACAAUUAGCACACUCUAAUGGGAAUCUCAUACCUGUAAAUCAUUUUACCCUGUUAAAGCACAUUCUCGCUCUGCUCCAGUCUCUUUGGCUCAUUUUCUGCCUUCCCCUGCUAAGUAGGAAUCGUUGAAGGUGCCACUGAAGAGGCAAUAGAGUUAUGGCCCCGCGUUUUCUGUUCAGAAGUGCGAUACUCUGCGCGGAAUGACAUGGAAUUAACCUUUUGUGUCGCCCAUCUUGGAAAUGUACUUCAUUCGACCUGCACCGGGACACCGUGAUUAUAUGAAACCGUUACAAAGAAAUAAUCAGCGGCUGAGAUUUGCAGUUGUGGUGGCAGGUGGAGGUUAUCCUGCUGCUGCUGCUGCUGCUGCUCGUGUUUAUCAGGCACAGGAAGAGCGACGCUCGACGUGUCUGUGCUGAUCCUUCGAUUUGUGCCCAUUGCUCAUUUAACCGCACAUUCAACAUUAAAGUCUUUUAUCACC
Gasterosteus aculeatus aculeatus (three-spined stickleback) is the source of this 2496-nucleotide messenger RNA. It is a transcript of the gene cdca7a, whose product is annotated as cell division cycle associated 7a. Gene Ontology annotation, biological process: regulation of DNA-templated transcription. Gene Ontology annotation, cellular component: nucleus. NCBI's taxonomy places the organism in Eukaryota, Metazoa, Chordata, Actinopteri, Perciformes, Gasterosteidae. The record is from RefSeq and is a predicted model, not a curated record.